Messenger RNA from Triticum aestivum (bread wheat), 1655 nucleotides. Its product is annotated as 2-hydroxy-6-oxo-6-phenylhexa-2,4-dienoate hydrolase. Bases 403 to 1407 code for a protein of 334 amino acids. Gene Ontology annotation, molecular function: catalytic activity. Lineage: Eukaryota; Viridiplantae; Streptophyta; Magnoliopsida; Poales; Poaceae. The record is from RefSeq and is a predicted model, not a curated record. The transcript has 6 exons.
GCUAUACUAGUCUCGUGGCAUCGGGCAGGCACCAGCAGCAGAGUGCGCCGACAUGUUCAGCUCAGCUCAGCCUCGCGGUUCUUCUCCCCGUCCCCGCCCGUGACGCUCCGAAAUUUAGCAUCCGCUUCACCUUCUUAAUCCCUCCCCGCUACGAAAAAGAAAGCAAAGAAUCGCUUUUGAUGGUUCUCCAAUCCUCAUUUGGAGCGUCCCACCACCACCACCGAGCAAACCAAAACCCCAAACUUAGCAAAAACCCAAAUUUAACCUCGCUCGCCCUCGUCUUGGCCUCCCCCGCCGCCGCUCCCCCUCCCCGCCGCGCCAGCCUCUCUCCGCCCGGAUCCUCCACGCUCGCCGGCGAUCGCCGGAGACCCCCGCGCCGGCGAUCUCCGGCGGUCGCCAGCAAUGCCUCCCCCACCGCAGUCCAUCGCCGGCAAGGUCGGCCGCUUCUUCAGCUUCGCGGCGGCGCGGGACCGCUGCUUCAGCCGCCGGUUCCAAGCCGCCGGCCUCCGCCCGGUCUCCAUCCAGCUCCCCGACUCGGCGCACCCGGUCUCCGUCCAGCUCCCCGACUCGGCGGACCCCGUCACCACCGUCCACAUGUGGGUCCCCGCCAGGCCGCCACGCAACCCCCUGGUCCUCCUCCACGGCUUCGGCGCCUCCGCCACGUGGCAGUGGUACCCCUACCUCCGCCCCCUCAUCGCCGCCGGCUUCGACCCCAUCGUCCCCGACCUCGUCUUCUUCGGCAACUCCACCACCCGCCUCCCCGAUCGCUCCGACACAUUCCAGGCGCGGUCGAUCAAAACGGCGCUGGAAGCCAUCGGGGUGACCAAGUUUGGGCUGGUUGGGGUGAGCUAUGGAGGGUUCGUGGGGUACAGGAUGGCAGCGAUGUACCCGGACGCCGUGGAGAGGGUGACUCUGGUGUGCGCCGGCGUUUGCCUGGAGGAGAAGGACCUCGCGGAGGGUCUCUUCCCGGUGGCCGGGGUCGACGAAGCGGCAGCGCUGCUGGUGCCACGGCGGCCAGAGGAGGUGCGGCGCCUGGUCAGGCUCACAUUCGUGCGACCGCCGAUCAUCAUGCCGUCGUGCUUCCUUUGGGACUACAUUAAGGUGAUGGGCUCAGACCAUAUCGAGGAGAAGACUGAGCUACUACACGCUUUGAUUAGUGGGAGGCAAAUUUCGACUCUUCCAAAACUACGUCAGAAGACGCUGAUAGUUUGGGGGGAGCAAGAUAAGGUGUUCCCGAUGGAGUUGGCUCACAGAUUGAAGAGGCAUCUUGAUGGGAACUCUCGGUUGGCAGUCAUACACAACGCUGGGCACGCAGUCAAUCUCGAGAAGCCUACAGAUGUGUGCAAGAGCAUCAUCGAGUUUUUCCAAGAGCCAAUCCCCGAAGCUUCAAACGACGAAAGGGUGUAGUAGGUGUGGCUCUCAUCGAAGCGGCGGAUGGUGUCUUCUUCGCUGGGCAUCGGCAUUGCGGUCAAAAUUGACACUGGAAGAGGAAAGGAAGAGGGGGGAUCGCAGCGUUCUCGCCAUUCUCGGUGGAAAAAUACCUGAGUUAUGUUGCCUUGAGCAGUGUAAUCAUCGGUUAUGUGAACUGGCAUGCCUGCCAGAUCACGUUCUGCUACCGUUGUGGUGAAAUGUCGCAUUGGUUUCCCUAUGGCUUC